CGUACUGUCAGCGGUCAAUGUCAUCAAAGGAAUUUCCUAAUCCCACAAUAUUAUUUGUGUUUUCUUCAAAAUUGUUUAUAUUUCAAUGGUAAAUAUUGUUAAAAUAAUAAUCUUCUGCUGCAAGGUAUCCGUUUAAGAUGCAUUUACCCGAAUAUAACAGUCAAGGAACACAACAUCCAUUCUGAGAGGAAAAAAUGAUGUGUCGGCUUUGCCUGGGUGAAUACCCCUUAAAUAAACUCAAAAACAUCUUUGCAUAUCAACCGGAAAACUGCGAAGAAUCCUUAGUUCAUAUUUUAUUUUGGAUGUUUUCGGUCGAGGUUGAUGUGAUUGAUCCAUACCCAAAAGAAGCGUGUGGAAAGUGCCUGGUGUUGAUCAAUCAUGUUCUACAAAUACGAGCAACUUUCCAAACGACCCAAGAUGUUUUACACGGCAAACAGCCCAAGAGCGAUACGACUGAACCCAAGCAAACUUUAUCAGAAAUAAGGAACACUAACUUGGAUGAUAAUGUCCAAAAACCUAAAGGAAAGUAUGACAUCGAACAGUUAGACAAUAUUUCAUUAUCUACCGUUAAAGUUUCCUUAAACAACCUUAAGGUGAUAUGCCCGGUAACUUUGGAUCUACCAAAGUUCGAAAACUCCCCGGAAUUUGGAGCGUAUAAACAUUUAGGCUUUGGAAAAUAUAAGAAAAGAACGAAUAAAAUAGUGCCAACCCCAAGGUGUAUAGAAUUAUCAACACAAACUAGUUGUGAAAAGUUAAGGUCAGAAAUGGUCUCACGUGGGGUCAAUACUGACCUCAUCAUUCCUAGUGCAAUAGAACGUAUGAGUGGGGUGCCUGUUGCCGAUCAUUUUGAAAAUAAAUUGCACGGAAACGCAUCACAAAUAAGGUCUAGAUGUAGUGUAAUGGAUCUCUUAGAAAUAGCCACCCACAUAUCGUCGAUAUUAACAAACAACAGGUUACCUGUACAAGAUGUUGGCACAAACACCGAUAUUCCCUUCAGUGUUCCAAAUGAUAAAUUAAUUAAAGUCGAUUCAGACACUUUAAGUCAUUUCUCCCUCGGGGUUUUCAUGGAGCCCUUGGAAGAUUUGUUAAUUAGAGAAAAUUAUACUGAGGUACAAAAAAAUUGUUUUGUCCAAAACUAUAAAGAAGGUUUUUGUGAGAGACGAGAGGAGGAAGGGGGAGAGGAGUGCGAAGUGGACCCUUUAGUCGAAGAAAACCAAAAAGUAUUAAGAGAAUGGAAAAAACGACGUUUACUAAAUUAUUAUAAUAAUUUUCGAUCUUUUGCGGUGAGGGAACUGAUUGAAGGCAAAUCGAUCCGCGAAAAUAUCCGUCAAGAUCGCGACGAACUCUUAGUUAAGGUGGCCGAAGUGCAAAGUGUUUAUUUAUGUAAUUUUUGCAGUACAAAUUUUCCUUCGAAUGUCGCAUUAAGGUCGCACAUCAAUAAAGUUCACGUCAAAAACAACGAUAACAAACACAAGUGUAACUGGUGCUUCAGACGAUAUAAAAACUUGAAAUUGUUAAACAUACACGAGUCCAAUAUGCAUAAGGAACAAUUUGGACUGAGAAAAGAUCUAAAUGAUACGAGAGGAAAAGAAGUUAAGGGAUUUUACGCGCAUAUGAAAAAAGUCCAUUUAAUUUCAAAAAAGGUGAUAAAAUGUCAAGUGUGCGGUUUAUUUUUCAAAUCGGAAGCGACGUUCGUUUGUCACAUGUCCAUGGAACAUGAUCAAACAGAAGAAGCCGUAGCACGUCGACACGAUCGACGGACGCGUGGUAGAACCGUCAAUGUCAAGGAUAUCAUGAAAAACUUUCGGUACAAGUGGUCCAUAAAGAAGAAAAAGAGGAAACGCGUGAAAGAAGACAACAACGACGAUUUCAUUUGGAAUAAGAAAGAUCUGGGCAAGUAUUCGGCGGUUUCUUUUUAUAAAAACUAUGUGGAUAAAGAAAUGUCACCGGAAAAAGAUUCCGAGACACAUCAAAGUCCUUUAUUCGAUCAAAAGGCGGACGUUGCCUUGGAUGAAACGAUUAGAAAAUUGAGCGAGAGGUUGGUGGACCCAUUAGUGGCCAGUAGUAAUUCAGCGACAUUGUAGCAUAAUAUCCUGCAUUUGGUUAUUGUACAUUCUAGUCAAGAAAAAUCAGGUAGAGCCGCAAUCUCAGUAAACAUCACACCAAUUCCCAAGUUGAUUAAUUAUUUUCUCCGAAAUUGGUAAUUUGAUUCCCGAGAUUUAAAUUUAGCUAAAGAGAAAAUACUUGAGGAUUCCAUUCUGAGCCUCAAUGUUUGUAGAUUUUUUUAAUAUAUAUUGCAUUGUUCAUUCAGCAAUUUAGGAUUAGGUUAGUUUUAGGUAUUGGUAAUUUGUAAAUAAGAAAAUUAAUGUUCCUUUACAUUUUCGUAAUUCUGUCGUGCUAAGGCAAGAGGUCGCGUAUCGGGUUGAAAAUAUUGUUUUGCGAUCAGUUUUACAGGCAACACGACGCACAGUGUUUCGGGACAUAAAUCAUAGGCUGGUUCUACAUAAUAUAUUUUUUAUUUUAUUAUGAGUAGAAACUAUAAAAUAAAUUUUUAAAGUAAAAUUAUACUGCAAUAACAAUAAUUAAAGUCGUAUUUCCUACUAAACGAUUUAUGUAGGUAACAAAAUUAUUUAAAGAAACAGUAUGAAUAAAUGAAAUAAAGUAUUUUGUUGCUGAUAAAAUAUAAGAAAUAAAUCCAAUGGGAUAACCCUUAAAAAGUUGAAAUGUCUCAAGUUUGAUAAUAAUGUGUAUAAAUAAACAGGGUGAUCCAACGAAAAGUAUCCACCUAAAUAACGCCUCCCAAAUUUUUUUAUACUUUCGGACUUGCCGACUUUUAUUUUAAGGGAAAAAACCUUUUUAUUUACUUUUUGCCUUACCACUCCAUCACCCCAAAAAUCUUAAAUAGAAAGGAAGGCCAAGUGAUCUCUUAAUCGUGAGUAUUACUGCCCAGUUUGGAGUCUUUAUUUUUAUUAGGGUUGACGUGACCCCUUGUCAAAAUCUCUAUGAAAGUAGUUGUUUUAGCCUAUAACCAAAUAUUAGUAAGACUAAAUCGCUUUCAUGUCAAAAUAGAAUUUAAAAUGGGUCUCAUUUAAGUCUUUUCAAAAAGCCUAAUUUCAAGUCAGGCUUUUAGCCCAACCAUUUAGUAUCUUAAUUGGUAAAUCAUUUUAAAGCUUAUCUUAUUAACAUUACAAUUUAAAGCGGUUUACUUUUGUGAAUAUUCAUCAGCUAUUCGCUAAAAAAAAAAACGAUGUCAACCCUAAUCAACCCUAGUUACAAUACAGGCUUCAAACUUUAUUCAAACUUUUUAACAGUUAGAUUAAUGAUAGAAAUACCUUUAAGACAAGGUAUCCCUCGAACCUUUUUAUAUAAAAUUUUAGGAGUAAAUAUUAAUUAAUAAAAAUAUUACCCCAAUAAAUGAAUAAAAUCGCAAAACCGAACAUACAGUGAGAGCCAAAAGUCCGGAAUAAAUUCAUUUAAAAUUCAAUGGGUAUGUUCAAAAAAAAAACGCUCGGACACGUCGAUUUUUAUUUUUAACUGUGGGUUUUCUUACUAUAAUUUUAGGUAUACAGGGUGGUCCAAAAAUAAGUUACGACCAUCAAGUUAUAAGACGCUUAUUUAGCUAUAACUAGAUUGAAAUUAUUAAGUCCAGUGGCGUGUCAGUGGGCACCACAUGCUUAUUGUUGAUAAAAAAACAAGAUAAUUAAUUGUUUUACAGCUUUUUAUUUAUUUUUGUAUUUAAGCAACUAAAAAUACAACUUUUUCGUAUCUUAUCUUAUUAUCUUCAUAUCUGGCUUUGUUUUCGAGAAAAAACUCAUUUAACUCAUUCUAAAAAUUAUCCAUGGACGACAACAUGAAAUAAAAACCAAUUAAUUCGAUAAACAAUUUCGACUUUAAAGUAAAUGAGCAAAAUGCUCACCCUCUGAUAAAAUACACGACUGCAAACGAUUCGUCAUUGAGUGUCUGACACGCUCAAAAAUACCUGGAGUAACCCUUAUGAUAUUGCAAUUGACAAUUAUCCGAUUCCUCAAGUCAUUCACAUCUAGAACAGGAGUUUUAUAAACAAGAGCCUUCAGAUGGCCCCAAAAAUAGUAAUCUAGGGGAUUCAUAUCAGGACUGCGAGCCGGCCAAUUUUGAGGUCCUGCACGUUUAAUCCAGCAAUUAGGGUAGAUGACGUCGAGAUGCUGACGAGCAAGAACACUGAAAUGAGCUGGAGCCCGGUCGUGCAUAAACCACAUGUUGACUCUUACUUGUAAAGGUACUUCUUCUAACAAAGUGGGUAAAUGGUGUUGCAAGACAUCCGUGUAGGAUUCACCUGUUAAUCUUGCCAGUAAAAAAAAUCGGCCAAUUAGGUAGUCACCAAUAAUUCCUAUUCAAACGUUCAGCGAAAAUUGUUGUUGAAAAUGAGUUUCUCUAAUAACGUGGGGAUUUUCGUCGGUCCAAAAAUGAUCAUUGUGGAAGUUCAUAACAGCAUCUCUUGAAAAAUUUGCCUCGUUCGUAAAUAAAAUAUUUGGUAGGAAAUUAUUAUUGUGUGCCAUCGUACGAAUCCACCUGCAAAACAUUAAUCUUGGAUGAAAAUCCCGAGGCAGUAGAGCUUGUACACGCUGUAUGUGAUACGGAUGCAGGAGGUUUCUUUUUAGAACUUUCCAAACGGUUUUGAACUGACUUCAAGCUGCAGUGCAAUCUUCCUGAUCUUCUAUCGCAUCAAGUAUAGCUUCUUCCAGUACAGGCGUUGUUAUAGUUUCUGGUCUUCCACCGCCCAUAUUUUUAUUAAAACUCCCAGUUUCAAAUAAUCUUGCAUGUAGUCGUCUAAAUGUUUUUGCACAUGGAAUUACUCUGUUAGGAUAUCUGUCCUGGUAAAUUCUUCGUGCUUCUUCCGCAUUUCCAUUUGCUAAUCCAUAAAUAAAGGGCAUGUCGGUCAUUUUAUGGUUAGUAAAAUUAUUCAUGAUGGAGUAAUGAAUCAUUGCUAAUUGACAGCGGAAUUUUACUUAUAGCAAUUCUAUCACUGUUAGCUGGUCUCCAAAGCAGGUAGGUACAAAGGAGGUACUUGAAUGGACUUGCCAAUUAUUUGUCAUAAGAAGCAAUGUAUUUGUUAUUUUGUUGUAUUUUAAAAAUCUGAUAAUAAAAAUCGUAGAAGUCAAGAUACAAGAGACCAAAAAGUCGUGCAUUAAAGUGUGGACAUUUUGCUCAUGUACUUUAAUGUCGAAAUUGUUUAUCGAAUUAACUGGUUUUUAUUUCAUGUUGUCGUCCAUGGAUAAUUUUUAGAAUGAGUUAAAUGAGUUUUUUCUCAAAAGCAAAGCCAGAUAUGAAGAUAAUAAAAUAAGAUACGAAAAAGUUGUAUUUUUAGUUGCUUAAAUACAAAAAUAAAUAAAAAGCUGCAAAACAAUUAUUGGCCUUGUUUUCUUCUCAACAAUCAGCAUGUGGUGCCCACUGACGCUAAAUAAGCGUCUUAUAACUUCAAACAACUGCACCAAAUUUCAACCAAAUCAAACCUUUAAGGAUAGCUAUAGUAUUUUUAAAAUACCGUUAUUUUUUUGAACCUUCAUCGCCCUGUAUCUCAGAAACAAAGCAACUCCCGACAUACGAUCAUAGGAACUUUUUUUCAUAAAACGACCUAACGAUUCACCCUGUAUAGUUUCGUACCGUAGUUAGGAAACACCCUGUAUAAUAUGCUAAUUUUCAGUGGAAUGUUUCGAGAUUAUAUUUUAAAAUUCCGUUUUUAGUUUUAUUCUUUUUUUUUUCCGUGACAUACAUACGUAUGUUUUUUUGAUAGCCUAGACCGAUGCACGCAUCUUGGGGUUAUUUUUUGGAGUCUUUUUUUGCCCCGUCUGUCCUCUCUCCUUGCGCUCGUCCGUUGUCGCACUACCGCUGCCUCUCUUAAAAUCUUAGGUUAAUUAAUUGUCUGUCUUACUUUGCAUUCCUAUAUAAAAACGGUAUUUUUAUUUUUGUAAAUUGUAAAGGGCUUUUUCAUCCCUUCUUUGCUUGUGCUUACUAGGGAAACUGGUUUUAUAAUAGAGAGAAUAGUCCUAUUUGUCAAUGUAAUUUUUUUUUUCUUUAUUAUUUUUAUUGACCUAUAAAACUGUAAAUUUUGAUAAAUAAACCAUUUUGAUUUGAUAAAA
Anthonomus grandis grandis is the source of this 6116-nucleotide messenger RNA. RefSeq lists its product as uncharacterized. Bases 195 to 2084 code for a protein of 629 amino acids. NCBI's taxonomy places the organism in Eukaryota, Metazoa, Arthropoda, Insecta, Coleoptera, Curculionidae. The transcript has 6 exons. Gene Ontology annotation, cellular component: nucleus. Gene Ontology annotation, molecular function: zinc ion binding. The record is from RefSeq and is a predicted model, not a curated record.